AUGUCGUUAUACUGGCCUGAUAACUCGGUUUCUCGUUCUAGCCGCAAUAAUAAUUGGUUCCCACCUCUUGAUCUUCACGAAACCGAAAAAGAAUUUGUUUUGAAUGCCGAAUUACCGGGCGUUACCAAAGAACAAGUUAAUGUCGAUGUUCGUGAAGACACACUUAUUAUUUCCGGUGAAACCAAGAAAAAUGAAAAGUAUAAAGAAGGAAAUACACACGUUCAAGAACGUCGUUAUGGAAGUUUCACUCGUGCAGUCUCCCUUCCUCGAAACGUUAAAGUUAAUGAUAUCGCUGCUAGAUUUGAAAAUGGUAUUCUUGAAGUGAAACUUCCAAAGGAUGAGAAGGCAACUGGAAGAAAGAUUACGAUUCAAUAA
Messenger RNA from Dentiscutata heterogama, 375 nucleotides. NCBI's taxonomy places the organism in Eukaryota, Fungi, Glomeromycota, Glomeromycetes, Diversisporales, Gigasporaceae. The record is from the annotation of a GenBank genome assembly.